Messenger RNA from Candida tropicalis MYA-3404, 1245 nucleotides. It is a transcript of the gene ERV46, whose product is annotated as Erv46p. NCBI's taxonomy places the organism in Eukaryota, Fungi, Ascomycota, Pichiomycetes, Serinales, Debaryomycetaceae. The record is from RefSeq and is a predicted model, not a curated record. Gene Ontology annotation, cellular component: endoplasmic reticulum; COPII-coated ER to Golgi transport vesicle; endoplasmic reticulum membrane. Bases 1 to 1245 code for a protein of 414 amino acids. Gene Ontology annotation, biological process: endoplasmic reticulum to Golgi vesicle-mediated transport; retrograde vesicle-mediated transport, Golgi to endoplasmic reticulum. The transcript has a single exon.
AUGUCAUCUCGACCUAAAUUACUUUCCUUUGAUGCAUUUGCAAAGACAGUCGAAGAUGCUAGGAUUAAAACAGCUUCUGGUGGGAUCAUCACUUUGAUUUGUGUGUUAAUAACCCUCAUUUUGAUUCGAAAUGAGUAUAUUGACUAUACGACUAUUAUUACUCGUCCAGAAUUGGUGGUGGACAGGGAUAUCAAUAAACAAUUGGAUAUUAAUUUAGAUAUUAGUUUUAUAAAUUUACCAUGUGAUUUGAUUUCUGUUGAUUUGUUGGAUGUUACUGGUGAUCAACAAUUAGAUAUCAUUGAUUCAGGAUUGAAAAAAGUCAGAUUAUUGAAGAAUAAGCAAGGUGAUGUUAUAAUCAACGAAAUUGAAGAUGAUAAACCUGCUUUGAACAGUGAUGUUUCAUUGAAAGAAUUAGCCAAGGGUUUGCCAGAAGGAUCUGAUCAAAAUGCCUAUUGUGGACCAUGUUAUGGAGCCUUACCUCAAGAUAAGAAACAAUUCUGUUGUAAUGACUGUAACACUGUUCGUAGAGCUUAUGCUGAAAAACAAUGGCAAUUCUUUGAUGGUGAAAAUAUUGAACAAUGUGAGAAAGAAGGUUAUGUCAAACGUUUGAGAGAAAGAAUUAAUAACAAUGAAGGUUGUAGAAUCAAGGGCAGCACUAAGAUCAACCGUGUUUCUGGUACUAUGGAUUUUGCUCCUGGUUCUUCAUUCAACCACGAUGGUAGACAUUUCCACGAUUUGUCAUUAUACAAGAAGUACAAUGACAAGUUUAACUUUGAUCAUGUUAUCAAUCACUUAUCAUUUGGUGAAGUGCCUACUAAUAAUGGUGCCGAGGAAAUGUUUGAUUCCAUUCACCCAUUAGAUGAUUACCAAUUCAUGUUGCACAAGAAGGAUCAUGUCGUUUCUUACUUUUUAAAAGUUGUUGCUACCAGAUAUGAAAGUUUGGAUUAUAGUAAGAGAGUUGAUACCAAUCAAUUUUCUGUAAUUACCCAUGACAGACCAUUAAUUGGUGGCAAGGAUGAAGAUCAUCAACACACUUUACAUGCUAGAGGUGGUAUUCCAGGUGUCAAUUUUAACUUUGAUAUUUCUCCAUUGAAAAUCAUUAAUCGCCAACAAUAUGCCAAAACUUGGUCUGGAUUUAUCUUGGGUGUUGUCAGUUCUAUAGCUGGUGUUUUAAUGGUUGGUACAUUAUUAGAUCGUUCAGUAUUUGCUGCCCAACAAGCUAUCAAAGGUAAGAAGGAUAUAUAG